AGUCCCACCCAGACAAGAUCCAUGGUAACCACAAAUCCCAGUCCAAGGUCCAUGAAAAUAACAGCCAAGUAAUCCUUGACCCAAUCUUCUUCGUAACGACUACGACUAUAAGGGGCAAAAACAUAUAAUGGGAGCAAGAGCCGCUUCUUUGUUCGUCUCGUGCUAUUUCUCCAUAAGACCAUUGAUGUCUUACCUAGCCAGUGCAUAACUUGAGGAUCUGGCUUCCAUGCUAGUUUCAUCAGAAACCAUGCAGCCCCUUCAAUUUUCAAACAAGACACACAACAAAAAAUUGUACAUAGCUUCCCUUGGCCUUGCUCUUGUGCUGCUGAUCUCCUUGGCCUCUCCCGCAAGUUCCUCCACGGAGCAGGAGAAGACCUCCCUUCUCCAGUUCCUCACCGAGCUCUCAUGGGACGGUGGCCUUGCCGCCUCAUGGCGGAACGACACGGAUUGCUGCAAGUGGGAAGGGAUCACCUGCAGGAAAGAUAGGAGGGUCGCCAAUGUCGUGUUGGCUGCAAAGGGCCUUGCAGGGUAUAUCUCAGAGUCCCUUGGGAACCUGACCAGGCUGCAACACCUUAACCUCUCUCACAAUUCACUGUCCGGUCCUCUGCCUCCGGCAUUGGUGUUCUCCAACAGCAUCAACAUCCUUGAUGUCAGCUUUAACCGGCUUAAUGGAAUACUCGACAAGCUGCCAUCUUCAACCUCUGCCCGGUCUCUGCAGGUACUGAACAUCUCAAGCAACUUAUUUGCAGGACACUUACCAUCCACCACAUGGAAAGCAAUGGAGAAACUGAUCACACUCAAUGCCAGCAAUAACAGCUUUACAGGGAAGAUACCAACGCAUUUCUGUAGCAGCUCACCAUCCUUUGCGGUGCUUGAACUAUGUUACAACAGAUUCACUGGCAGCAUCCCCCCUGAAUUUGGUAGUUGUUCGAAGCUCAGAAUACUCAGUGCUGGCCACAACCGCCUCAGUGGGACAUUCCCAGAUGAACUCUUCAAUGCUACUUCGUUGGAAUAUCUGUCUUUUCCUCACAAUAUCUUACAUGGAGUACUUGAUGGUUCACGCAUAAUUAAGCUCAGAAACCUCAUAACCCUUGAUUUGGGAGGGAACAGUUUCAGUGGCACAAUUCCUGAUUCUAUUGGUCAGCUCAAGAGACUGGAGAAGCUCCAGUUGAACAACAACAUAAUGUCUGGGGAGCUGCCAUCAGGUCUGGGCAGCUGCACAAAACUCAUAACAAUUGACCUCAAGAGCAACUACUUCAACGGAGAACUUAUGAAGGUCAACUUCUCCACCCUGUCAAAUCUAAGAAUUUUAGAUCUUCACAUCAACAACUUCACUGGCACAAUUCCAGAGAGCAUCUAUUCAUGCAGCAAUUUGAUCGCGCUGCAGCUAUCAGUCAACCAUUUCCGUGGAGAGCUCUCGUCAAGAAUAGGAAAUUUGAAGUAUCUCUCCUUUUUCUCGAUUGCCGACAACAAUAUUACAAACAUCACAAACACACUUCACAUUCCUAAGCAGUGCAGGAACCUUAACACCCUGCUAAUUGGGCACAACUUCAGGGGUGAGCUCAUGCCAGAGGAUGACAAAAUUGAUGGUUUUCAGGAUCUUCAGGUUUUGGGCAUCGGAGGUUGCCAGUUGUUUGGAGAAAUACCUCUUUGGUUAUCGAAGCUAGAAAAUUUAGUGAUGUUAAUCUUAUCUGAAAAUAACCUCAGUGGAUCAAUACCAGCCUGGAUCAAAGCCCUUAGCAAUCUCUUCUAUCUAGACAUAUCUUCCAACAGUAUCACAGGAGAAAUUCCAACAGCACUAAUGGACAUGCCAAUGAUGAAGUCAGAGAAGACUAAAGCCCAUCUGGACAUGAAGGUCCCUGAACUACCAGCUGAUGCAACUCUAUCACUUCAAUACCGCAUACCAAUUGAUUUAUAUAAAGCUCUGGAUCUAAGCAAUAAUAUGUUAACUGGUAAGAUCCCCAUGGAGAUUGGUCAGUUGAAAGCCGUCCUUUCACUCAAUCUGAGUGUUAGACUGUAUAGCUCCUGUAUAUGUGUACGUAUAUGAAUACGUACGAUGUAACGUUGUACCCCCUUGUUAUAUAUAUAUAUGA
This is a messenger RNA of Triticum dicoccoides, 2093 nucleotides long. RefSeq names its product receptor-like protein 2. NCBI's taxonomy places the organism in Eukaryota, Viridiplantae, Streptophyta, Magnoliopsida, Poales, Poaceae. Bases 227 to 2047 code for a protein of 606 amino acids. The record is from RefSeq and is a predicted model, not a curated record. Gene Ontology annotation, molecular function: protein binding. The transcript has 2 exons.